Lacerta agilis (Sand lizard) is the source of this 3116-nucleotide messenger RNA. Its product is annotated as disintegrin and metalloproteinase domain-containing protein 20-like. The record is from RefSeq and is a predicted model, not a curated record. NCBI's taxonomy places the organism in Eukaryota, Metazoa, Chordata, Lepidosauria, Squamata, Lacertidae. Gene Ontology annotation, biological process: male gonad development; proteolysis. Bases 201 to 2501 code for a protein of 766 amino acids. The transcript has a single exon. Gene Ontology annotation, cellular component: external side of plasma membrane; sperm head plasma membrane; plasma membrane. Gene Ontology annotation, molecular function: metalloendopeptidase activity.
AACUGCUGCCCACCUGAAAAGAGUAAGCACUCAUUUCUUCCUGUGUCCCUUUCACCCAGUCAUCUCUGCAACGUCUUUCCCUUUCCACCAUGUGGUUUCCCAUUCUCCAUUCUAUUCCUUCUCUGAUUCUCCAAGCUCCACCUACAUUCUAAAGGUAACUGCAAUGACUGUUGCUAUGGACAGAACCAUCCCUUUCAUUGAUGGUCUCACAAACAACAACCUUCUCAUCUUUCUGCUCUGCUCUCAACUGGGAAGCUUUUGGGGCUGGGAUAAGAAGCCAAAGCAGGAUGCUCUGGAGGUUGCUUUCCCAGUCAGAGAAAAUAACUAACCACCACACAUGGCAACUGGUGCUGAUCUCGUUGAAUAUUUUAAGUGAGACUGCAGGUCAGAAACCACCACAAGGCUUUAUGUAUGCCUCUUACGAGGUUACCAUCCCAAGAAAACUAGUCCCUAGGUAUGGACAAGAACGUCAUGAUGUCACCUACCUACUGCAGAUUGAGGGGAAAGGCCAUGUAGUGCAUCUCAAGCAGAAGAGGAGCUUUGUCCCUAAACAGUUCCCUGUCUUCACUUACAGUAAGGAGGGAGACCUCCGGGUGGACUAUCCUUUCAUCAGAGAUGACUGCUUCUACCGUGGCUUUGUACAAGACCAGCCUUCCUCAUGGGUCACCCUCAGCACUUGUUCAGGGGGCCUUAGGGGUCUGCUGCAUUUAGAAAAUGACACCUAUGAAAUUCAGCCUGUGCAGAGAUCUGCUACUUCUCAACAUGUGAUGUAUCGGUUGGAAGAAAUAGAGGGUGCCACACGCAUGACUUGUGGGUUAACAGAAGAAGAGCAAAGGCAUCAUGAGGCCAUGAUCCAAAAACCAAAGAAUAUAGUGGCUAAGGGUGCUCCAGAAGGAGGUUGGUGGACACACACCCGUUAUGCAGAGGUUGCAAUUGUUGUGGAUUACGAAAGAUAUGUGAGAAUUGAUAAAAAUGAAACUGUUGCUGCUAUGGGAGUUCUAGAUGUUAUUCAUGUUGCUAAUUCAUUAUAUGAGCCACUUGGUGUCGUUGUGACUCUUGUUGGAUUGGAGAUUUGGUCAGAAAAGAACCUCAUUGUGAUUGAUAACAACAUUAAAACCCUGCUUUCCAAUUUCAAUGACUGGAGAACAAACACCCUAAAUAAACAUCUAGAGAAUGAUGCUGCUCAUUUAUUUGUAUAUAAGAGUUUUGGACGUACACGAGGAUUAUCAUAUUUAGGAACAAUCUGUUGGACUGAUCGGGCAUGUGGUGUUGAAUCAUAUGUUGGCUAUAGUUUGUCUGAUUUUUCUAAUACAUUUACUCAUGAAUUAGGGCAUAACCUUGGCAUGCAACAUGAUUCAAAAUACUGUACUUGUGAACGAAGUAAGUGCAUUAUGGCUGCAGCUCAGGCAAACACUGAUAAGUUUAGCAACUGCAGUUAUCAGAAUUAUUUUGAGCUAAGGAACACUCCAUGUUUGUUAAUUCCGCCAGAGCCUGAUAAAAUGUAUAAACUCAAGCACUGUGGUAACAAAGUAGUGGAAGAUGGAGAGCAAUGUGACUGUGGUUCACCAGAUCAAUGCAAGUUGGAUCCAUGUUGCCAGUCUAAUUGCAUGCUGCGCCCAGGUGCCACUUGUGCUUUUGGACGGUGUUGUGCUGAGUGUCAGUAUCUUCCAGCUCAUUAUGUCUGCAGACAAGAGGUUAGCAGCUGUGAUCUUCCCGAGUACUGCAAUGGGACUUCAGAAUGGUGUCCUGAAGAUGUUUAUGUACAAGAUGGCUCCCCGUGUAGUGAUGGUGUAUACUGCUAUCAUGGAAACUGCACAACUCACAGUGAGCAGUGCAAAAUGAUCUUUGGCAUGGAAGCAACAGCUGCUUCAAAGGCUUGCUUCAAUAAACUGAAUGGUCGAGGGGAUCGCUUUGGCAACUGCGGCCUUAGACAUGGAACUUAUAAGAAAUGUAAUACUACGAAUCUCCUGUGUGGUCGAAUCCAGUGUGAUAAUAUUGAUGAAUUACCUUCUUUAGAGCAGCACAACACUAUAAUUCAAACACAGUCUGGAGAUAUACAAUGCUGGGGUACUGACUACCACAGUGGGAUGGAAAUACUCGAUAUUGGCGCAGUGAGAGAUGGGACUCCUUGUGGCACUGACAUGAUGUGCAUUAAUAGGCAGUGCAAGAGUGUAACCCUCUUGAACUAUGAUUGUAAUUUCAAAAAGUGCCACUAUAGGGGUAUAUGCAACACUUACAAACACUGUCAUUGUGAUUAUGGCUGGGCUCCUCCUUACUGUCAAAAAAAAGGCUAUGGUGGCAGCAUUGAUAGUGGACCUCCUCCACCACAGAAUAUUUUUAGCCCUAAUUCCAGCACAGCAGCAAUUACAGGAGUAAUUAUAUUUGUUUUUUGUGUUCUUGUUCUGGGCAUUUAUUUCAGGAAGCACUUGAGAGAAAUGAUUGUUAGAUUGAGAGAAAGAAAGCAUGGGCAAGAUAUUCAAAAAGAAGAAAGUCCAGACUAAAUCACAGAAUUGAACAAUGCAUUGAAUGGGCCAAACAGAUGUGCAUGAAAUAAUGGACCAUAUCAUGCAGAAUGCGGCACCAUAGUUAAUGCACUUAUUGGCAAUGAGAACUUCUGGUGAACAGACUACCACAGUGGAAGGGUAUAUCUGAUACUGGAGCAGGGAGAGAUGGGACUCCUUGUGGCAAGAACAUGAUGUGUAUUAAUGGGGAGUGCAAGAGGGUGGUCCCUCUUGAGGAAUGAUUGUAAUGUCACAAAGUGCCAUUAUAGCGGAAUAUGCAACAACUACCAACAUUGUCAUUGUGUUUCUGGCUGCUGAGCCCCUCCUGACUGUCUAAACCUGAUAUUGGAGCAGUGAGAGAUGGGACUCCUUAUGGCAAGAGCAUGGUGUAUAUUAAGGGGAAUGCUAGAAUGUGCCCUUCUAGAAGUAUGAAUUACAAAGUGCUGUCAUAGAGAAACAUGCAGUACACACAAAAAUUGUCAUUGGGAUUAUGGCUGGUCCUCUUCAAACUGUGUAGAUGAAGGCUAUGGUGGGAGCAUUGACAGUGGCCCUCUUCCACCAAACUAGGACACUGUCAUUGCAGCAACUGCUGGAGGAAUUGAAUUUGUUAUUAGU